AUGAUCUCUACACUUGUUUUGAAACAGGUGGUUUCUGCCUUGUUCCUGUUCUCCACAGCCCAGGCUUUUGAUGCUGCUUCCAAGACCAACGUGGCUCUGUAUUGGGGCCAGAACUCGGCCGGCACUCAGCAGAGACUCUCCACUUACUGCGAGAGCGCUGCUGCUGACAUUUUCCUGCUCUCGUUCAUGACCUCGUUCUCCGACGCGGACACUCUUCCGACUCUGAAUUUUGCCAAUGCCUGCAACGACCAGUUCCCUGACGGACUUUUAAAGUGCGAUCAGAUUGCCGAGGAUAUCCAGACCUGUCAGGGUCUUGGCAAAAAAGUCCUGCUUUCGCUCGGUGGAGCCAGCGGUAGCUACGGCUUUAGUUCCGAUUCUGUUGCCGAGGAGUUUGCCGGCACGCUUUGGAACAUGUUUGGUGGCGGAGACGCCGACGAGCGGCCUUUUGGCGAGGCUGUUGUUGACGGAUUUGACUUUGAUAUCGAGAACAACAACCCUACCGGCUACGCCGCUCUUGCAACAAAAUUGAGAGAGUACUACAGCCAGGACACUUCCAAGGACUACUACAUUUCUGCUGCUCCUCAAUGUGUUUACCCUGAUGCCUCCAUUGGCGACAUGCUUGCCAAUGCCGACGUCGACUUUGCCUUUAUCCAAUUCUACAACAACUACUGCAACCUCGACAAGGAGUUCAACUGGGGUACCUGGGCCGAAUUCGCUGUUAGCACGUCUCCGAACAAGGACAUCAGCUUGUUCCUGGGACUGCCAGGGUCCAGCACGGCCGCCUCUACGGGUUACGUGGACGUCAGCACCGUGAAGAGCGCGCUCGAGAGCAUGGAUGACUCAAAUCUGGGAGGAAUCAUGCUUUGGGACGCCUCGCAGGCUUUCAGCAACGAGGUUGACGGCGGAAACUACGCCGAGGCAAUGAAGAGCAUCUUGACGGACAGCCAGGGUAGCUCGACUUCUGCCACAGUGAGUUCCAGCACGUCUCUGAGCUCUUUGUCCACGUUGUCCGCGUCGUCUGAAGAGAAAACUUCCACCUCUACCUCUUCCAGUGUUAGCAGCUCUUCAAGUGUCUCCAGCUCAGGUGUUCCAACUUCUAUAAUUGUUUCCAGCUCCAGCUCCAGCUCUGUCUCGACCAAUACCCCAACCACCUCCGAGUCAAGUGCUGCAGCUUCGAGCUCUGCUUCGAGCUCUGCUUCGAGCUCUGCCUCUUCUUCUUCCUCCGUCACCGCCACCUCCACACAAACACCACAGCCUACCCCACCUUCGACCACCCUCCAAACCAGAACCACAAGCAGCACGAGCUCGGCCACCGCCGCGCCAAGCGCCACGUACACCGACUGCUCGUCGCUGAGCGGACUGGCAAAAGCAAAGUGCCUGAAUGCAAACUUUGCCAACGGCCUGUUCAACGGGUCACCUGACUCGUGCUCCACGGAGGGAGAGAUUGCCUGUUCUUCAGACGGCUCGUUCGCCAUUUGCAACUACGGCAAGUGGGUCAAGAUGCAGUGUGCUGCUGGCACCACGUGUUACGCGUACGUGCAGAACUCGGACGUCGACGUGGGGUGCAACUACGAGGCUCAGAAAAGCUCGUUUACGAAAAGAGAUGGCUUCAUGGAUAUCUUCAAAAGAGGCUCAAGCCACAGUCAUCAUGCACACAGGGCGUAA
Messenger RNA from Ogataea angusta, 1665 nucleotides. RefSeq lists its product as uncharacterized. Bases 1 to 1665 code for a protein of 554 amino acids. Gene Ontology annotation, biological process: chitin catabolic process; carbohydrate metabolic process. NCBI's taxonomy places the organism in Eukaryota, Fungi, Ascomycota, Pichiomycetes, Pichiales, Pichiaceae. The record is from RefSeq and is a predicted model, not a curated record. Gene Ontology annotation, molecular function: chitin binding; chitinase activity. Gene Ontology annotation, cellular component: extracellular region. The transcript has a single exon.